AUGAAUCAUCUGGAAGCACCGCUGAAUGAGGAUGAUGAGAAUAUUUCCAACAAGUCAAGCGCCAGAAAGGAAGACGAAAAUCUGCCGUCAAAUAAAAGGAUUAUGCCAGGAAGAAAAGCGAAAUCGCUAGUAUCGAGAUACCACGAUGACCUCUACGAUAUAUCCUCACCAGCAAAAAAGCGUGGCCGACGUGAAGUGCUGCAGCAAACCAGCUUACAAACAAACAUCUGCUCUGUCAGUUUGAAUAAUGUGAGAUCAGCGUAUGAGUUUGUUAAAUGUUGA
Gongylonema pulchrum is the source of this 282-nucleotide messenger RNA. The record is from the annotation of a GenBank genome assembly. NCBI's taxonomy places the organism in Eukaryota, Metazoa, Nematoda, Chromadorea, Rhabditida, Gongylonematidae.